Cryptomeria japonica (Japanese cedar) is the source of this 981-nucleotide messenger RNA. RefSeq names its product S-locus-specific glycoprotein S13-like. The coding region runs from base 1 to 981 and encodes 326 amino acids. The transcript has a single exon. NCBI's taxonomy places the organism in Eukaryota, Viridiplantae, Streptophyta, Pinopsida, Cupressales, Cupressaceae. The record is from RefSeq and is a predicted model, not a curated record.
AUGUAUGGCGGAGCCACGCUUUUAAUGGGUUCUUCCCUCUCAGGAAAUCAAACCCUAAUUUCAAAAAAUGGCACGUUUGCAUUGGGAUUUUUCAAUCCAAGGGCAACGAAUAAUUGGUAUAUUGGCAUCUGGUAUACCACAAUCCCUCAGAAGGCCAUUGUAUGGGUGGCUAACAGAGACAAUCCUGUCAGAAAUAUGCCCGGCGUUCUCAAAUUUUCGAGAGGCGGUCAGCUCACAUUGUUUGAUAGAAUGGGCUGUUCCGUUUGGUCGACUGAUAAUGGCCAGAAAGGAUCAGGGGCUGUGAUAACGGACUCUGGUAAUUUCAUUGUGCUGGACGCCCACAACGAGUCUGCGAUUGUUUGGGAGAGUUUCGCGCAUCCGACAGAUACAUUGUUGCCUGACGCGAAGCUGUGGAAAGGAAUGACACUAACUUCCUGGAAGAGUUCUUCAGAUCCUGCAAGUGGGCUCUACUCUUUCCGAAUGGACACGUCUCUAGGAAAGACGGAGUUGAUGAUGUUGUUUAACAAUACCGUUCCAUACUGGUCCAGUGGAGAAUGUAUUGGACACAAUUAUUUUACUAACGUUCCAGAAUUGGAAGGUCAGAAGAAAGUUCAAACGUCGUGUGUGAGGCUUUCUCCUUCAAGAAUAUACAUUUAUUUUGGCCUAAAUCCCGUAGAUCAUAUGAUCACGGGGCGGUUCGUGUUAAAUGAGAACGGCGAUUUUGAACUUUUCUUCGGGAUGGAUGAUGGUAGAUGGAGUCUGAGGUGGUCGACUAUAAGAUCUGCGGGGCCUAUGGACUGUGCAAUACGAAUGAUGUGUAUAGUUGUGUCCAGGGCUUCACACCCAAGCACGACUCUCAAGGUUGGUGGUCAACUGGGUGUGCUCGGCGAAAACCCCUUCAAUGCUCUGUCACGGAGGGCACAACCGACAGCUUCUUGGAAGCCACGAACCAAUACUUGCCUGAAAAAAAAGCUGUCUUAA